Molecule: messenger RNA, 1663 nt
Organism: Myxocyprinus asiaticus (Chinese sucker)
Lineage: Eukaryota; Metazoa; Chordata; Actinopteri; Cypriniformes; Catostomidae
Gene: plin6
Product: perilipin 6
Exons: 8
Coding region: 162-1619 (485 amino acids)
Biological process (GO): positive regulation of triglyceride storage; lipid storage
Cellular component (GO): lipid droplet; cytosol
Source: RefSeq, a predicted model, not a curated record
AAAAUACCCCUCUGUUCAGACUCUGCUGACAGAAGAGUGAGACAUAAUAGAAAGGGCAAAACUAGUGGGUUUGCAACAAAUAUCUAAGAAACCUAUCUCUGUAUUUUUUUACUUUUAUUUGACAGGACUCAACAUCAUUCACCUUAAAGAGUAAAGCAGACAUGUCUACAACACAAAACAAUGAGGGGAAUGUGUUGAAGCGUGUGGUAAAACUGCCACUAGUCAGCUCAGCGUUGCAGCAGGCCUUUGCCGUCUACAUGGAUGUGAAAUGCCGUUAUCCCCUGCUUGGGUUUGUGGGUGGUGUAGCUGAGCUGGGUAUGCGUAGUGCAUCCAUGACAGCCAUGCAACAAGCAGCACCUCUGCUACAGAACCUAGAAUCAGAGAUUGAGGCUGUGAACAAUUUUGCACUGGAGGGUUUGGAGCAACUAGAGAAGUUUUUCCCUAUCCUCCAACAGCCCACAGAUGAGGCGGUAGCUAAUCUGAAGGAAGCUUUCUUCUCGUGGCUGGAUGAUGCGCAAUCUCGUGUAAACGAAGAGCUGGACAGAGCUGUGGUCAGAUGGGAUAAACUUUUGGAGCUCAGCUUGCGCCUCUUGGAAGCAGCUCAAGAAACAACAACUGGGCAAUUUAUCACCACUGUCCUGGAUGAGCUCAUCACUCAAUCAGAGGAGGCAGUUGCUUACUACCUUCCUAUGCCACCCACACUGCGUUGUGAGUGGGAGAGAAGAGUGCAGAGCUAUGAAGAUGAGGAGAAUAGUGAUGAUGAUGAAGAAGAAGAGCCUCAGAUGUGGACACGUGUCCGCAGUCUGCUGUUGUGUGUGUACCUGCAGCUGUAUGACAGACUGAUGAAGCUGAAUGAAAGAGUGGACAGCAUAUUGCAGACUCUAGGGGCAGCUGCUGAGACGGUGGGUUUAAUGCGGCUGAUGGAGAUGGUGAUAUCCCUGCUGCUGCUGCUUCUGACAUUUUACACGUAUCAGGUGCAUCGCAUAGAGGAACUGCGCUCUCUGCUCAUGGCUCAACUCGCCUCAGGUAUAAAGGCACUGAAGGGUCUGACUCCUGUACAGCAAAUGCUUAAUCUACCUGCUCAGGUACGCAGUAUUAUGAAUGACCUGCUGGAACUGGGACAGAUUCUCAUACAGCUGCUCAUCAACACCACCCCGCUCUAUGACCUGGUGAAACAGGUGUCUGAUCUGAAUGCAACAAACAACUCAACAUCAGACGAACUACCUGAAAGUCCAUCCAACCGUGCCUCUGCAAACAGUCUCUUCCUCAAAGCCAUGGAUGGUCGUCCGCGUCACCGCAGGAGCCUUUAUGCCCGUUCUCGACGUGGGUCUGCCAGUGGCCCUCCAGUCAGCCCAUCUCCCUCCCCAACUCCUACCACAAUCUCAAAUGGCCGUAAGGGCAGUUUGAAGCUAGAUGCCCAGCUCUUAGGCUCUCCAGAACUUGACACACUGGCAUUGCCCACUACUGAUAUGAUCCACUGCCGUUCCUCAACCACUGAGGUUCUGCUAGCACCUAUCAUGCAGUUGGUAUCACAGAGCCAACAAGCAUUUGAGUUUUUGAGCACUGGCCCGUCAUCCGAAGACCAGGACAUUCCUGUGGUGGAAACCACAGAGCAUUAGGUUCCACUUCUUUAUAUAUAUAUAUAUAUAUAUAUAUAUAUAUA